This is a messenger RNA of Nanorana parkeri, 930 nucleotides long. RefSeq lists its product as uncharacterized. The transcript is spliced from 12 exons. Bases 1 to 930 code for a protein of 309 amino acids. The record is from RefSeq and is a predicted model, not a curated record. Lineage: Eukaryota; Metazoa; Chordata; Amphibia; Anura; Dicroglossidae.
AUGCCGGAACUCUUCCGCGUGGCUUUAGUUCCUACCCGUGACGUUUUCGCUGCACGCUGUAUGCGUCCGUUUCCAUGGCAACAACGUUCACCUGGGUUUUCUGCCUGCUGUUCGCCUGGACCUCUCCGGUGGUGCUGUGAUGCGGCUCCAUACACAAUGAUGAGCAGGAGUGAUGUUCGUGGAUUUGUCUCCAGAGUUCAUGUGAGCAAGGUGUCAGGAAAGUUGGAAGUGCUUGAUCCAGAAGAUGAUUCGUUAAAAUGGGCUGAAACUCGAAAAGCAUGUAUGUGCGACAGUCAAAAGUUUGCAGAUAAGCAACCAAUAAAUUUACAAAAUGGGAAGCUCCAAGUGCUUGGACCUACAGAAAAUGUGUUUAUUCAUUCUGCUGAAUCUGCAUCACGGCCUGGGAGUUCCCCUGGUAGACAAGAGUCAGCUGCAAGGAGAUAUUGUUCACCAAUAAAGCAAAUCUCACUGUGUACAGUAAAGCCUAUGGCACCCAGCAGCAACAUUCCAGAUCAUAAUGUAGCCAGCUUCAAGGAUUCAAAGAAGAUAGACGCUGACCCUAUACAAAAGGAACCUGAGCCAACAAACAUUGCUGAAAAAGAGUCCACAGAGGUCCACUCAGCAGCCCUUCAUAAUCCAAACAGAACAGAGCAGCCUCAGGAGUCUUCUAGUGAUGAAGAUGAGAGUGACAGUGAAAAACCAGCUGCUCCAAUAGAGCUUUUAGCAGAGGUUUCAAAAAGACAAACAGAAGAGGUUAGUCUGAUUGAGAUGAAAGACAUUCUGUUGAUCUUCAUGGCUCUGGACUGGUCCAUGCGUAUGUGGUACUCCAACCUGAUCAGACUCCUGCCAGAUGCUAUGUGGUUUCACAUUGCUAGGAUCUUCAAUCUCAAGGACCAGUUUACCUUCCUGAUUCAUGGUUGCUGGCUUUAA